CCCUCGUCCACCUCGUCACCACCUCACCUUCAAAAGCAGUACAACGCCCAUCCUCCAUCGCCUCAAUCAUCUCGCAAGCUUCGAUCCAGUGUCCACCAGACGUAGUCGCAGCUUGACAUCUCCACAACCCCGCCGCCAUCAUGAGUUCCGAUCUUUGUCCCGUGUAUGCCCCAUUCUUCGGAGUGAUGGGUUGCACGAGCGCCAUCGUCUUCACCUGCUUCGGUGCUGCCUACGGUACCGCAAAGGCCGGCGUCGGUAUCUCGGCCAUGGGUGUCCUCCGACCUGACCUCAUUGUCAAGAACAUCAUUCCCGUCAUUAUGGCUGGUAUCAUUGCCAUUUACGGCCUGGUCGUCAGCGUCCUCAUCUCCAACAGCUUGGAGCAGCAGCUUCCUUUGUUCACCGGGUUCGUUCAGCUCGGUGCUGGCUUGUCUGUCGGCCUGGCUGGUCUGGCAGCUGGGUUCGCGAUUGGUAUUGUGGGUGAUGCUGGUGUUCGUGGAACUGCACAGCAACCUCGAUUAUUCGUCGGAAUGAUUUUGAUUCUCAUUUUCGCCGAAGUCUUGGGUCUCUACGGUCUGAUUGUUGCCCUGCUCAUGAACUCGUCCACCAGCAAGGCUACAUGCGGCUAGAUUCGAUCUGGGCGAACACAGACUACCCUGGGCCCCGUCUCUGAUGACGAGAGAGCAGAGGUUGGGUGGUUCAAAAAGGAGGAAUAGAUGGAAGGAGGUGGGGGUGAGGAUACACGUGUGAGGGGCGGGAUGCUGUUGCGCGUGCAAUCGUAUCCUGCUGCAUGGAGCUGUACAGUCGUAGCCGGCGUUUCUUCUGGGCUAAGUAGGGGUGUAUGUAUCAGGUGACUCGUACUGCGUUCGCGUCGGUUUUGUCUUUGAUCUCUCCA
This is a messenger RNA of Neohortaea acidophila, 892 nucleotides long. Its product is annotated as vacuolar ATP synthase 16 kDa proteolipid subunit. Bases 141 to 626 code for a protein of 161 amino acids. The transcript has 5 exons. Gene Ontology annotation, biological process: proton transmembrane transport. NCBI's taxonomy places the organism in Eukaryota, Fungi, Ascomycota, Dothideomycetes, Mycosphaerellales, Teratosphaeriaceae. Gene Ontology annotation, cellular component: proton-transporting V-type ATPase, V0 domain. The record is from RefSeq and is a predicted model, not a curated record. Gene Ontology annotation, molecular function: proton-transporting ATPase activity, rotational mechanism.